UAACUUUUAAAAACCCUAUUCGUCAGUAUAAAAACGUCGUCCCCGUUGCAGCCCUUCCUAAAACCCUAGGCCGCUCCUGAUUCCCUGGUAACCAAACUUUCGUAUGGCGAUUUUGAACCGCCUAAGCCGAGCUGCCGCCCUCGCGUCGUCAAUCCUUAAAGACUACUCUUCCUCCGCGAUCCGACCUUCCCGUUUUCCUCUUUCAAAUCCUCGUUUCCUUACAGCGUCCCUUUUAGGAAACUCUAGCUUCCGAAUUCCCGCGCAGGGCCCUUCGUCGUCCUUCCACUCUUCGAUUCCAUGCUCUAUCAGGCGGGUUGAUUCUGACCAGGGUAGUAAAAUACCAGAGGAUGAAAUCCUGUUCGAGGGAUGCGAUUACAAUCAUUGGCUUAUCACCAUGGACUUUCCCAAGGACCCGAAGCCCUCUCCCGAGGAGAUGGUUGAGACCUACGUCCAAACUCUGGCUAAGGUCGUCGGCAGCGUGGAGGAGGCAAAAAAGAGAAUGUAUGCCUGUAGUACGACUACUUACAAUGGUUUUCAAGCCGUAAUGACUGAGGAGAUGUCUGAGAAGUUUAGAGGCCUGCCUGGAGUUGUUUUCAUUCUGCCUGAUUCCUAUAUUGAUCCAGUGAACAAGCAGUAUGGAGGGGAUAAGUAUGAUAAUGGAGUUAUUACUCCAAGGCCCCCACCUAUUCAAUAUGGAAGGCAAGGGAGAUACGGUGAUAGGAAUAGGAGAUACGAACAACCAAGAUAUGAGAGGCCAAGAUUUUCAUCACCAAUGCAAGGAAGAGAUUCGCCACCUCAAAACGAUCAUCCUCAAACGUAUCAAGGAAACCCACCUAACGAAUAUCAAGGUUCGACACAAGGAUACGGACGAAAUUAUACUCCACAACAAAACUUCGUUCCACACGGACAAGAUGGAACGAAUUGUGGUCCGCCUGGUGACAUCCAGCAUGGAUACUCAUCGAUGCAGCAAGGUUAUCCACAAAGGCCGGAAGGCCCCCAACAAGGAUAUGGAAGAAACUAUGGCUCGCCACAAAAUUACGGCCCACCACCACAAAAUUAUGGCGCACCUCAAAACUAUGGCCCACCGCAAAACUAUGGCCCACCGCAAAACUAUGGCCCGCCACAAAACUAUGGUCCACCUCAGCAAGAUGGAGGGAGCUAUGGUCGACUUGGCGACGCGCAGCGAGGAUACUCCCCAAUGCAACAUGGAAAUUCACAGAUGCAACCAGGAAAUCAACAAUAUUCGCGCAAUGUUCCGACGCAAGACGGAGGUUAUGCUCCGCAGCAGAACUAUGGUCCAUCUGGAGAUAGAGAACGUGAAUAAGGUGGAGACUUGGCUCCAACUGGAGAGUUAGGAGUUCUCACGAACACGACCGCUAAUUACUGGUUAAAUCAAGAUAAAUUUCAAUUUAAUGUGCCAUGUAAUUUAUAUAUUUAGGAUUUUAAGUCUUCUUAUUUCAGCGUGAGUCUGUGUUGAGUUAUAUUUGGAACGGGAACUACAGUUUUGAGACAAGAUGAGCUUGAAUUGUCUGUUGGUUUUGUGAUUUUUUGAUAUUUCUCUUUA
Phalaenopsis equestris is the source of this 1564-nucleotide messenger RNA. Its product is annotated as multiple organellar RNA editing factor 1, mitochondrial-like. Bases 104 to 1324 code for a protein of 406 amino acids. Gene Ontology annotation, biological process: cytidine to uridine editing; mitochondrial mRNA modification. Lineage: Eukaryota; Viridiplantae; Streptophyta; Magnoliopsida; Asparagales; Orchidaceae. The transcript is spliced from 4 exons. Gene Ontology annotation, cellular component: mitochondrion. The record is from RefSeq and is a predicted model, not a curated record.